Molecule: messenger RNA, 678 nt
Organism: Hypanus sabinus (Atlantic stingray)
Lineage: Eukaryota; Metazoa; Chordata; Chondrichthyes; Myliobatiformes; Dasyatidae
Gene: acot13
Product: acyl-CoA thioesterase 13
Exons: 4
Coding region: 261-605 (114 amino acids)
Molecular function (GO): fatty acyl-CoA hydrolase activity
Source: RefSeq, a predicted model, not a curated record
UCUGAGCACUUCGCGCGAGAACCGAUCGCUGCAACCUUGUUUCUCAGCAUGGCUGGAUCGUCUUUGAACAAUUUCAGACAGUUAAUGCGAGGUUUGACAGGAGGGAAGGGCUUCGAUCGAAUUUUGAGCAAGGUAGAAAUCUGAAGGAAAUGAAAGCAGUACUCAAAGUUUUUCUCUCCAGGCCUGAUUAGCUGCUGGCUGGACCUCUCCCAAGCAGCCAAAUCAGGUAAUGCUUGUCCUGAAGGUGAUCCUUCAAUCUCAUGAUGGCUGUUGUUACAACUAGCCCUGGAAAAAUUGUCUGCGAAAUGAAAGUGGAGGAGGAACAUGUGAAUCGGGCGGGCAACCUACAUGGUGGAGUGACAGCAACACUAGUGGAUGUGGUAUCAACUACAGCCUUGCUUAGCACUGAACGGGCGUUACCAGGAGUUAGUGUGGACAUGAAUAUAACGUAUAUGAAUGCAGCAAAACUGGGAGAGGAUAUUAUCAUUACUGCUGAGGUGCUGAAGGAAGGCAAAUCUCUUGCAUUUACAACUGUGGACGUGACAAACAAAGUAACAGGGAAACUCUUGGCUCAGGGACGGCACACAAAGUAUCUUCACACUUAAAAGAAAUUAAACCACUUUUGUACAAUUACUUUGUUUGAGGAAAAGUUAACAAAUAAAAGAUUUUAAUUUCAAA